Molecule: messenger RNA, 4218 nt
Organism: Puntigrus tetrazona (Sumatra barb)
Lineage: Eukaryota; Metazoa; Chordata; Actinopteri; Cypriniformes; Cyprinidae
Product: kyphoscoliosis peptidase-like
Exons: 6
Coding region: 208-2442 (744 amino acids)
Source: RefSeq, a predicted model, not a curated record
CAUCAGGGAGCCCCUGUACACACUUUAACCUCACAGCCAAACCAGAGACAUGAGCAACAGAGCAAACAAGACUGCAAGGAAACCGCGACGACGACUCAGUCCAAACAAGGACAGGCUGACGGCAUCCCAAAGGAAGACGCUGUCGUGCUUAAAGAGUGGAGUUUUAAGACCAGCGAGUCAUCAAUCAAUGAUGGCAAAACAGGUAAAAUGACAGAAAGACCUCAAUCAGUCAAUGCAAAAGAGCCAAUCAAGAGAUCCGUGUCUGAAAACGGGAUAGUGAUGGAUAGUGACGAACAGAGGUCACUGGAUAAACACAAGGAAAGGCAAAAAAAUAGCGCAAAUAGAUUGAAGAGGAAAAACACAAUGACCCAAGAGGAAGGUUCAAGAAAAUUAACAUUAAACAAGCCCAGAAGAAAACUGAAAAAGGACCUAAUACCGAACCCUGAGGUUUUCCACAAGAUUGACACGCAUGCAAUCAAUACUGGAAGAGAGCUCAGAAUCAGAAAGAUCUUUUCAGUGCGAGCAAUCACCCAGACAAUCACAGAGGGGGCAAGCAGUGAUUUAGACAAACUGCGUGCCAUCUGGAUCUGGCUUUGUCACUACAUCGAGUAUGAUGUGCAUGGCUUACUGGGGUUAUCUAAGAAGACGGUCUCUGCUGAGGAGGUCAUUUCGACUGGACGAGCUGUGUGCGCUGGUUACUCCAACGUCUGUUCACAGAUGUGCAGGGAAGCUGGCAUUGAGUGCAGAGAGGUGUUGGGCUAUAGUAAAGGCCUUGGUUACGAGUACGGUCAUAGUUUCCGAAACGCUAAAUCUGACCACAGCUGGAAUGCAGUGUGUCUUGAUGGACAAUGGUACCUGUUGGACGCCUGCUGGGGAGCUGGAACUGUGGACAUAGACAAAAGAGCCUUUACAAAGAAAUAUAACGAGUUCUACUUCCUGACCGACCCCGAGAUCUUCAUUACCGAACAUUAUCCUGAAGAGGAGAAGUGGCAGCUGUUAGAAAGCCUUAUUACGAUUGAAGAGUUUGAGAAGAUGGUGAACAAAGGUUCUAACUUCUACAAACUAAACUUAACUCUCAUUCACCCGAAACAAUACCUUAUAGUUACAGAAAACGGCGAGGCGACGGUAUCGAUGACUUUCCCUCAGCUGGUCCAUUUCAGCUAUGACAUUUUCCAGCUCAGUGGCAAAAAUCGACAAAAGGUGAGCAAUUCCAUGGGCUUUUUCACCAGCACACAGCACAGUAUGAAGCUACGCCUCAUGCCCCCAAACCCUGGCAUGUAUGAGCUUAGGCUUUUUGCUGGAGCUGAAAACACAAGCAGAACAUUGGACUGGAUCUGUUCCUUCCAGUUGAAAUGUCCAUCACCCAAGACCUCAGAAGAGCUGCCCGAGAAUCCUCACAAUUGCUGGGGCCUGCAACCAGAUUCAAUGAGUUUAGGACUCGAGCCUUGCAAUUUUGGGAAUGACAUCAUUUCACUAGAGUCUGGAUCCUUUACGGUAGUCUUAAAGACCACCAGACCACUUAAGGUGGUGGGUGAACUGAGCCACAAGAACCUAGAUGACACUUUAGCUGAGAAAUGCUUGGCCAUUCAGACUGAGCCAAACCAAAUCACAUGCAACGUCCUCUGUCCUUACUAUGGUUUCUACCGACUGUCUGUGUUUGUGAAGGAUUGGACGAAGGAAGGCGGAUUAAAAAAUGCAGGCAACUUUCUUCUAAACUGCACAGCUGGUGCCGUUAACCUGAACGAGCUUUUCCCCAGCGGCCUCACCAGUUUUUGCGGUCCUGGUAUCCAGACUCUGGAGGCCGGCCUCUUCGAGUUCAGCCAUACACAACCACUGGUUGACACACAGCAUGGAAAGUGCGACAUCACCUUCCAAAACCGUCAAGACAUAGAUCUCUUCUGCAAAUUAUUCAAAGAGCCGGGCGAUGGACCAGCAAGUCAAACUACCCUUUCAAACCACAUCCUCUUCACGCACAGUGGGAGCAAAGUCACCAUAAGCAUCAGCCUACCUGGGUCAGGAAUCUACAAGCUCGGCCUCUAUGGAAAUACAUCACUAAAACAAGCGUACCCCCUCCUGUGUGAUUACAUUCUGAAGAACACCUCUGUGAACAGGUGGCCUCCGUUUCCACGCAUGUACGGAUCCUGGAAGAAGGGCUGUGUGCUGUUUGAACCUCGCGAGGGCCGGCUAGAGGCCUCGUCCUGGGUGACAUUUCGUGUACAAGUCCCAGAGGCCCGAAAAGUGUGUGUGGAAGGAGAUAAGAGUGUGGAUCUCCAGCUCAAUGAGAGCGGAGUUUGGGAAGGGAAGGCGUUUACAGGCAGAGGACCAGAACUCCACCUUAUGGCCAAGCUGAGUGAGACCCCUAAUAAUACGAUGAUGUUCCUGAUGACCUUCAGUGUGGUUGAACCAGAACAUAACAAAGGAUCUCCAGCUCAUAUGCAUUAAUGCCAAAAGCUAGACUGCCAUGAAGCCUUAUUGUAACUAUAUUUGUGUCCCAACUGGCACACUAUACACUCCGCAAUCAAUCAAUCACUUUUACUUAUAUAGAGCUUUUAACAACACAGAUUAUAUCAAAGCACUGAAACCAUGUAAUCUACCAUCUAGAGUAUUUUUUCAUCCUGUUUUGGAGUCUGAUAGAGCCCUAACUUUUCAGUUAAUUUAGGGCAUGAUCGUGGUUUUUGAAGUGCAUCUUUUCUUUUUGCAAUUCUCAGUGGAAACACACACUAUUUGUGGUAUUAAAUUGCUUGUGAAAUAUUUCUCAUCUGUGAUAAUAUCAUAAUUCUAGUUUUAGCAAUAUGCAAGCUGACAUUAUAGAGUAUGUCCCUCACUUUGCAUAUAACAAACAAAAACGUGAUUGCAAAUGUGACACAAACAAACAAGUGAAUACCAAGGGAGUUACAUUUUAGACUCAAUAUUGUCUAUUGUUGUUGUUGUUGUAGUCUUUUUACACCAAAACAUGGCUCCAAUAAAAGCUGGAGUACAUCAGUACGGCAGUGUUUAAUUUCUGAAUGAACCUUAUGAACAAAUCAUUUGAGCGAAUGAUUCAAAGUAUAAUUUUACAAAAACAGUCUCUUGAUCUGUUUCGAAAUGAAUUAGUCAUUUUGAAUGGAUGAUUCAGUGAAUCACUCAUAAAGACUGGUACUUGCUGCCACCGCCUGUCAGUGUCAUAUUUAUUAAUCUAUAAUAAACCAAAACCAGCAAAAAACCAAAUACACUUCACAAUAUUUCACAUCCCUAACUGGGCUUUUCAUAUCUUAUUUAUUUAAUAAAAUAGCACACUGAAACUAAUUUUCAAAGUUUCCAGUAGAAGAAGAUUCAAAAGAUUGUGAGAAUCUUUAAUGUAGUGGUUUGGUGCAUUUUACAUAUCAUGAACAAAUAUUCUAAAAAUCAUACCUAUAAUAAAAGUAAUAGAAUAAAAUCAUGACAUUGCUGUAUUGUAAAUACUACUCUAUGGGGUAUUUUGGGAAAUGAAAAUUGGAACAAAUGUAUACUAACGUAAAAAAUAUAUAUUUAAGCAGACACAGCUGAAUAAAAUGCUUCCUUCAGGAGCUUCUGUUUUGGGGAGUCAUUACUACAAAUUGUUAGUCUCGUUUCUGCUGGAAAUAAUAUGCGAUAUUAAUGAAAAUGUAUGCAUGACAUUUGAGGGAUAAUCAAUUUGCAUGAAGCCAAAGUAACUGGGUGACUUUAUGAAAUGAAAUGUUUUUACCAAAUUUCUUCACCGACCCUAAAACGAGCACGCAUUCCAGCAGCGUUCAAACUCUCUUUCAAGGUUGUUGCACUUACUGCACGAGAAGCUAAAAGCAAAAAGAAUGCUAACUUAGACCUCAGCAAGAAUCGAAAAAACCGAUGCGACUUUUCUCCACGCGCUCUUUUGUAAGAACGGUGCUGCAUCCCACAUUAAUGACACACUUGAACUGAGUCUGAAGCUCUGGGUUUUAGCGUAGGCGUGAUUGGUCUGAUCUGCUAGACAUUCACUAUCUGUGCAAGCUGAUUAAAACUAUCCCUUACUAAAACCAAGUGCACACAUGACUCCGAGGAGACUGGCAUUAUAAAAAAAAUACAUUACAAAGAUAUUAAUAUUAAUUGAUAAAAACGUCUGUGAAAACUGUAUAAUGCAAGUGACAUACAGUAGCUUUAUCACUGAUUUCAAGUCGUAUUGUGUCUUUCCGAUGUUCAUUCGUGUUUAUUUCAUGCUAUAACUUGUAAUAAAGUGAGACUUUU